Molecule: messenger RNA, 1831 nt
Organism: Maniola jurtina (meadow brown)
Lineage: Eukaryota; Metazoa; Arthropoda; Insecta; Lepidoptera; Nymphalidae
Gene: rasp
Product: protein-cysteine N-palmitoyltransferase Rasp
Exons: 4
Coding region: 95-1654 (519 amino acids)
Biological process (GO): protein palmitoylation
Cellular component (GO): endoplasmic reticulum
Molecular function (GO): palmitoyltransferase activity
Source: RefSeq, a predicted model, not a curated record
ACAAUGACACAAGUCUAAAAACAUGUAAAAUUAGACAAUGAAUUUAUAAAUAAAGCCGCGAAAAUUAAAAAAUAUACUUGUUUCAGACUCAAAAAUGAAAUUAAAGUCUUUAGAGUUAUAUACUUAUUUUAUUAUUUGGAUCUCCGCUAAUAUUUACUCUUUAUAUAAACUGUUUGAGGCACAAAGUGAUAUUUUAAGAAACAAUCAAGACAUACAUACCCUAACUGAUUUACAAGAUGGUUGGAGAUUCACUGGAAGAUUCAAAGAUGUAUCGGAUAUUGAGUGGAGCAGCUGGAAAUAUUUUUUACAGACUUCCUGGGUGUACUUAAUAUUCCAGUACAUCGUAUCAGAAUUCUUACGGAAUACAUUUUCAUCUAUUUUGAAAUACUGGUACAUUGUAUCCAGUGUAGUUUUUGUAACUAUCUUCAUGGGAUAUAAACAAAUGAUUAUUAUUUUUACACAGCCUGUGAUAUAUGCUAUGAUCUUAUUUAUUGGUGGCAAAAAACUUAGCAUUUGGAUCACAAGUAUAUUACUACUUUUUAGUUAUAACUCUCUGAAAUAUAAAUAUUAUUUUUGGAGCUUUUUGGAUUAUAAAGACAUGCAGGAUGAAGAAGUAUAUCUGAUAUUAUUCAGUGUUGCGUGGAUUGAGCUUCGCUGCAUAAGUUACUGUUUAGACUUUGUAGAAAGGAAAGAUGGUAAAUCAUUGAAACUAGAUGAAAUAAUUAAUAUGUUUAGUUACAUAUUAUAUUUACCUUUACUCUAUAUGGGACCAAUCAUUCUAUAUGAGGAAUUUGAAAAUAGUUUUGUAACAAGAAGAGAAAAUUUACCAUCAAGAAUUAGAAGGUUUAUUUGUGAUAUGUUCUUUUUUCAACUAUACUCGUUGAUAUUGGAUUAUGUGUUCCAUUAUAUAUAUUUUUUUGCUAUGCAAAGUAACAUGGAGUUGAUAAGAAAGUUGCCCACAAUAGCUUUAUGUGGUGGUGGACUCUUUAUGGGUUUAGAGUUUCACAUGAAGUAUGUGAUCUCAUACGGCACUGCUGGAGCGUUUGCUAGGUUGGACAACAUGGAUCCACCUCCCACACCAAGAUGCAUAGCAAGGAUUCACGUAUACUCUCAAAUGUGGAGGCAUUUUGAUGUGGGACUGUACCGGUUUUUAGUCAAGUACAUCUACAAACCCAGUUACAGUGUACUUAGCCAGUACUGCAACUUACCCAGGUUCGCUUACAAGCUAAUAGCGUCGCUGGCAACAUUCCUCUUCAUUUUUGUCUGGCAUGGCACUGUCUGGCAUAUACUUAUCUGGUCAGUGCUCAACUACUCUGGCAUCACAUUAGAACAUAUCGGCAAGUGUAUUUCAAGGCAAAAAAUUUAUAUAAAUUUUAAGAAAAAUAUUUUGAAAUCAGAUGCUGCAGAGACACGGUUUAUAGCUAUACUAUGCACACCUCUAUUGGCCUUAUCAGCGAUUUCUAAUUUCUAUUUAUUUGCUGGCAGUGAGGUUGGUAACUUAUUUUUUGAAUGUUUAUCGCAUCCAUCUUUGUUAAGCUCGUGUAUAUUAGGUGUAUCUUUGUAUAGCUGUUGUCAAGUUUCCAUGGCCUUGGAACAUAUUCCAUCGAGAGGCAGUUCCAAAAAAGAUCUAGGCUUCCGUAACGUGAGCACUUGAGAUAUUCUACAUAAUUAUAAAAUCUUAUAAAGAUCAGUUUGAGGAAUCUCUUUAAACAUUAUAAACAGUAGCUGGGGAACAUGUUUAAAAUUAUCAUCACAAAAAAUCUCACAAAGUUUUAUAGGUAUGUAAUUGUAAAGAUGUGAUAGUCAAGUGAUAAUAUUAUUAUAAAAAUAU